ACUCCAGUGUAAACAUACUCCAGACAAUGUCUGCCAAUGGUUCAAUAACUAACGAUUCCAAAGACAUUCCUGUGUUUGGAACUAUUACUGAAGGUUCUAAGAAUGUGUCCCCUUUAAAAGCUGCUCUUGACUACACUGAAGUGUAUCACUCUGUACCACUCCAUGAGUCUAAAGUUCAGCCAAAUGGAAAUUGCUCAGCCUCUGUAAUGCAGAGUAACACAGAGGUUGGAGAUGUGCGUCUUGUUCCAGCCCAAGAGCUGUGGAGCUCAGCCCGUGACAAGGCUGUCAAACUCAGGAUGGAAGCUUCAGAACUGGGUUCAAAACCUCCCAUGACAGUCCAUCAGAUGUUCUGGGCUACGGUGGAGAAGUUCGGAGACCUGCCUGCUCUUCGGGCCAAGAAAGACGGCAUGUGGAUCACCCUUACCUACAAGGAAUACUAUCAACAUUCCAGAGCAGCAGCAAAAAGUUUUCUGAAGCUUGGGCUGGAGCGAUUCCAUGGAGUUGGAAUUCUGGGCUUCAAUUCUCCUGAAUGGUUUAUUGCAGAUGUUGGAUGUAUCCUGGCAGGGGGACUUGCAACUGGAAUCUACACAACCAACACUCCAGAAGCCUGCCAGUAUGUUGCUGAUAACUGUCAAGCUAAUGUUCUGGUGGUGGAAAACCACAAACAACUGAUAAAAAUUAUCCAGGUCAGAGAUCAACUACCACAUUUGAAAGCUAUUGUUCAGUACAAGGGUGAACUGGAGCAGAAGUUACCAAAUGUAUAUACGUGGGCAGAAUUCAUGAAGCUUGGAGAGGAGGUCCCUGAUGCAGCACUGGACGCGGUGAUCAACAGUCAAAAUGCCAAUGAGUGCUGCACACUCAUCUACACAUCAGGGACCACAGGAAAUCCCAAAGGGGUCAUGCUCAGCCAUGAUAAUAUCACAUGGACAGCCAAUGCAGCAGGUAUCAUGACCAGACUGAAGAUGGGUGACGAGGAACUGGUGAGCUAUUUGCCUCUGAGUCACGUGGCUGCCCAAGUCAAUGACAUGUGGAUCUGCAUGAGGUUUGCCGGCACAACCAGUUUUGCAGAACCUGAUGCCUUGAAGGGCUCUCUGGCCAACACUCUGAGAGAGGUGCGUCCCACAAGCUUCUUGGGAGUUCCCCGAGUGUGGGAAAAAAUGCAAGAAGCGAUGAAAGCCGUUGGGGCAAAAUCAUCCAUCAUGAAGAAGAGGAUUGGUGAUUGGGCCAAGGGAAUAGGACUUCAAGCAAGCUAUAAUGCCAUGGAGGGUGGUUCCUCAGUGCCUUGGGGCUUCACGGUGGCCAAUAACCUGGUUUUCAAGAAUGUGCGAAAAGCUCUAGGUCUUGACCGCUGUAAGGCCUGCUACACUGGUGCAGCUCCCAUCACCAAAGACACACUGGAGUAUUUCAUGAGCCUUUAUAUGCCCAUCUUUGAGCUGUAUGGUAUGAGUGAGAGCACUGGACCCCACGCUAUCUCCUGGGCCGAGGACUACCGCAUUAUGAGCUGUGGAAAGGUCAUGACAGGCUGCAAAACCAAGCUAGACAAGGAGGAUAAUGAUGGGAUUGGUGAGGUCUGUUUCUGGGGACGGCAUGUGUUCAUGGGAUACCUAGACAUGCCAGACAAAACUGAAGAGGCACUGGAUGCAGAUGGGUGGCUGCACUCAGGAGACCUGGGGAAACACGAUAACAAUGAAUUUCUGUAUAUCACUGGCAGGAUAAAAGAGUUAAUCAUUACUGCUGGUGGAGAAAAUGUACCACCAGUCCCCACUGAGGAUGCAAUAAAGGAGGACGUGUCAAUAAUCAGUAAUGCAAUGUUGGUUGGAGACAAAAAGAAGUUUCUCUCCAUGCUACUCACACUCAAAUGUAAUGUUGAUGAGAACGGAGAGCCCACAGAUGAACUGACCCCACUCGCGGUGGAUUUCUGCCGGCAGCAUGGCGUAAUUGCCAGCAAAGUCUCUGAGAUCAUUAACAAAAAAGAGCCUGCCAUUUACAAAGCAAUCCAGGAGGGAAUGGAGCGUGUCAAUGCCAAAGCAGCAUCCAAUGCCCAGAGAGUCCAGAAGUGGACCAUCCUGCCACGGGACUUCUCCAUAUCUGGUGGAGAACUUGGUCCAACCAUGAAGCUCAAGAGGCCUGUUGUCUCUAAAAUGUACCAAGAAGAAAUCAACCAAUUUUAUGGGGAAUGACAGACACCCCAAUAAGAAACUUUAGGGCUUUUUUCUUAAACUUGUUUGCAGCGACAGUGAGUGACAGCAAUUUGAUCUCAUUCUUUUGCCAUUGCUCAGUAAUAUAUCUGGUUGUCGCUCACUUUGAAGCUUCUAACAGACUGCUAGACUGUAAGCUUCACUACUGAAAGCCAUGUGUCCUCAAUCAAGCUUUCACAACUCCAAUAAUUUUGAUGAUACUUUAUGUAGCUAAACAGACUGAAUCAUAGCACAAGUGAUUUCUCUCAUAUUGUCAGUUAUAACAUGUUUGGUAAUUGAGUAUGUACACCAAUAUAUACCAUUAUGUUUUAAUUCAGUACCACUUUUCUGAUCCAUUACCCCUUGAGGUAGCUGCUCGUUCAGUUUUUCCAUUAUUGCAUUAUUGGUCUUUUGUUCUGUAUAUUCUGUAGAAUAUAUGAAAUGUUAAUGAAAUUACUGUGCAUAUUACUGUUAUUGUGAGAUCUGUUCAAUCUCUUCAAACAGUUCCAGUGUAACUGUAAGGAAGCAGACGUGUAAAGAAGUUUCUGUACUUUAACCCAGAACCUUGGAUAUUUAUAACAGUGCAGAUUGUCAGCAUAUGUUUGAAAAUAUAAAUGAAAUAAAUAAUAUAUUAGAAC
Molecule: messenger RNA, 2815 nt
Organism: Xyrauchen texanus (razorback sucker)
Lineage: Eukaryota; Metazoa; Chordata; Actinopteri; Cypriniformes; Catostomidae
Product: long-chain-fatty-acid--CoA ligase ACSBG2-like
Exons: 15
Coding region: 27-2180 (717 amino acids)
Cellular component (GO): endoplasmic reticulum; membrane
Molecular function (GO): long-chain fatty acid-CoA ligase activity
Source: RefSeq, a predicted model, not a curated record